Messenger RNA from Drosophila santomea, 2378 nucleotides. Its product is annotated as serine/arginine repetitive matrix protein 2. The record is from RefSeq and is a predicted model, not a curated record. Bases 68 to 2203 code for a protein of 711 amino acids. The transcript is spliced from 2 exons. Gene Ontology annotation, biological process: mRNA splicing, via spliceosome. Lineage: Eukaryota; Metazoa; Arthropoda; Insecta; Diptera; Drosophilidae. Gene Ontology annotation, cellular component: cytoplasm; nucleoplasm; ASAP complex. Gene Ontology annotation, molecular function: RNA binding.
GUUUUUUCACGCCAGCACAUUUCAUAAGGCAGCCGUCCCCAACGUUGAAAGUUCAGCUUGUAAAAAAAUGACCAAGGUGUCGGGCACGAAGGCAAGGGACGAGGGCGAGCCAGCCACUAAGCGCGAGCGCAAGGAGAUGUAUUUGCACAAGAAAGAUCAUAGGGAGCGCAAGGAGCGCAAGGACCGCAGAGACUACAGGGAUCGCAAAGAGCGCAAGGAGCCAGCCGGAGGAACCUCCUCCAGGGUGAGGAACGUCUCGCCAAUUCCCUCGAACGCUUCGGAGAGCACCGAAGGAGACAGCAGCGACUCCAGCUACUCUGACUCCAGCUACAGCUCCACCGGAUCGUCCAGCUGCACAAGCUUCUCGAGCUCCUCCAGCAGCAGCUCCUCGUCCAGCGACAGCGAGGCAGAGCCAGAAGGCACCAUCAAAAAGUUUGAGCGCCCCAAGCACUCGUGUUGCCAUCGCCGACACCAUCGUCGCCAUCGGCGCCACAAUAAACCUCGUCAUUCGCACCGUCGCCGGCACGUCAUGCGUCGCCACCACGCGAAUCACUCAAGUCACUCGACUCACGGGCGCUCCUCCAAGCGUUUGGCUAAAAAGAGUCGUCGCGGCAUAUCCGACACCAAGGGAACUAUCACUGUUAAGGAGGAGGUUGUCGCAGCAAUUUCUCCUGCCAUAGCUCCCGGGGUCAUUCAGAUACCGGCCCCUAUUCCACUGCCUGUGCCGGCACCCAUUCCGGCUGUCCUGUCUGUUUCGGAGUCGCUCCCGCACCCGAACCCGCAUACCCAUUCCCAAUCCCGUUCGCAUUCACAUUCCCAUUUACAUUCCCAACUACAUAGCCAUUCCCAUUCCCACUCCCAUAACAAUCCCCAUCCGCAACCCGUUCCGGCCCCUGUUCCGGUUCCAAUCACUGCUCCGAUCGUCAUGCCAACUCCGAAGAGGGACAUAACCGGCGUGGUAUUGGACCGCAAGUCUCGCAUACGCAGCUCCACCUCGCAGACUAUCGCCUCGGCCUCCAGCAGUUCCAGCGGCAGCAACCAGGCCAUCAUCCAGUCCACCAGUAGCACCAUAACCAUCACCAAGAUGAUUGCCAAUGCCACUGCCAUGGCCGAAAGCCACUCCAGUGGCAGCGCCAGCCUGUCCAGCACCAAACAUAAAGGUGGCAGCAGUACCAGCCAAUCUGCAAAGGCGGUUGUCACCCAUCUCUCGGGCAGCAAGGUGGUCUACCCAGCCCCGAAGAGCCCAGUGGCAAGCACCUCCUCGAAGGCGGUGGUCAGGUCUAACCCCAGCGCCAGUUCGAGCCACGGCAGCCACGCCAAUUCCAGUUCGAGUUUCGCCCAGGAGCACUCCAGUACCAGGCCCUCGGCAGCCAAAGAGCACAUGAAGAGCCCGCAGCAGGAUCAUUCAGACAGCUCUAGUUCCAAGGGCAAGUCGUCAACAAACGAUCGACCACGUCGAGUUUCUUCCCCGCCCACUGGUGCAGAACCUAGUCGCCAAAAACACAGCGGUCAGGGCCAAAACAGCCAAUGGAACCAUAGGCGUGAAGGAGGCGAUGGAGGAGGAGGCGAAGCAAGAGGACGGGGCUACAGAGCCGUGGGCGAGGGCAACACAAUGGCCUGCAAAAACGGAAAGGACGCCUUCCGAUUUCGCCAACCCGUGCGUAAUGUGCGCCUGCACAUUAAGGGAUUGACGCGCCAGGUGACCAAGGAGCACAUCACCGAGAUAUUUGGUCACUUUGGAGCCCUCACGGCAGUCGACUUUCCGAUGGACCGUUUCCAAGGACGCCAGGGACGAGGAUACGCCUUUGUUGAGUACUCACGUCCAGAGGACUGCGCCUGUGCCAUCAAGCACAUGAACGGCGGGCAGAUAGACGGCAAGCGGAUCAGGGUGUCCGCCUUCCAGGAGAGCAUGCUUAAGGCGCCAUGGCGCCAAUACCGCCGUUACUCGCCGGUCACCCGGCGCCAGAACCAGCGUACAAUGUCCCGCUCGCGCUCGUUGUCCCGCUCCCAGUCGCCGUCCCGCUCGGUGUCCGGCUCGCGGUCCGGGACGCGCUCCUUCCACUCCCGCUUCCGCUCGAAGUCGGGAUCGCGCUACAAUCGGCGCAACCGCUCGCGCUCGCAAUCGCGCUCCUACACCCGCUCCCGCUCGCGCUCCUCGCCGCGCUACGGGCACUACCAUCGCCCCGAUUCGCGUUCGCCAUAGGCAGACGGACCUGUCGAAUGUUGCAGUGGGAGAAGCUUGAGCGAUACAGGACUUUCAGGAAUCUGGAAUCAACCAGAUGCCUAAUUUGGUCUAUGCAUUUAAUGCGGUUGUAUACUUAUUUUGGUGGUGAACUAUUCCAGGAUAAAUUAAAAGACCUAAAUAAAAAUAAAUAUUC